Messenger RNA from Racocetra fulgida, 987 nucleotides. NCBI's taxonomy places the organism in Eukaryota, Fungi, Glomeromycota, Glomeromycetes, Diversisporales, Gigasporaceae. The record is from the annotation of a GenBank genome assembly.
UGAACUUCUUUAUGAAAUAAGUCAAAAAGAAUAUAAAAAUGAAACAAAUACUUAUCCACAAAAUUCUACUAUCAAAUAUAAAGGUUUUGGUCAAAGUAUGAUUUAUAGAAUUAUUUCUGAAGGAAAAUAUCCUUUAGAUAACAAGCUUGCUUAUACUAAAAAACUGUUUCAAUAUAAAAUACCAAACGAUUAUAAAGUUGAAGCUACUUAUGGUAAAAAAAUACAAAAAACUAUUAUUUGUUCAAUUAAAUAUUAUAGUCAAAAACCUGUAUUUCGUAUUAAAUAUGGAGAAAAUCCAGUUGAACAAGUUGAAUCUGACAAAAGUGCAUCUGCAGUAGUAAAUGCAUAUCAAGCAGUAAUAUCUAGUGUAUUACUAUUAGCAGAAAUUGAUCUGAAUCAAAAAAUAGUUAAAAAUAAAGGAAUGAAGUGGAAUGGGACUCUUUUGUUCGGAUUACAAUUACAACAAAUAAAAGAAGUUUGUGAAGCCUGUCAAAUUGCAAGAAGAAUUAAACCAUAUUCAUUAUUGAGUAAUUCUGAACAAAGAAAUCGUAGUAAAAAAGGAGCUUUAUCUUUUCAAAGUUCUUUUAAUGAAACAAUUAAAACAGUAUUUCAUUCAGAUGAUCAUGUAGUCUUACAUGAAAUGGCUUUUUCAAUUAAUGAUAAUAAUUAUAGAUUUGCUUUUAAGGAUCUGAUUAACUUAGAUAAUAAACUUGCUAGAAUCUCUCAUGAUCUUCCUUGUGAAUGGGCUGUAUCUAGUAUGAAACAAAAAAUUACAAAUGAAAUUAACAAUUAUAUAAAGGUUGCACUUUUUAAUUUGGAAUUUAAAUUUCAAGAUAAUGAUGAGAAUUACGAUGAGCAUAUUACUGAUCAUGAAAUUAUAGAAACUGUUACAAAUUCAAUUAAAAAAGCACAAAUAAUUCAACAAUUAUGGAAUAGUUUCGCACAAUUAUAUGAUGCACUAAAAGAUCCUCAAAUUACUGGUACCGA